AUGGCUUCGCUAACAGCAGCUUGUCGCAUCUCUGCCAGGAUGGCAGGGCGUUCCGUCAGAGGUUUCCGCACCUCUGCCGCUGCUCUCGCCGCCCAAAACUUUACCAUGCCCGCUCUGUCGCCGACAAUGACGGAGGGCAACAUCGCAACCUGGAGGGUGAAGGAGGGCGACAAGUUCACUGCCGGUGACGUGUUGUUGGAGAUCGAGACCGACAAGGCCACCAUGGACGUCGAGGCACAGGAUGACGGUAUCAUGGUCAAGAUUAUGCAGAAUGAUGGUGCCAAGGGUGUUGCUGUCGGCACCCGGAUAGCUGUCAUUGCGGAGGAAGGAGACGACAUUAGCUCUCUCGAGAUCCCGGCCGACGCGGCCCCACAGUCCAAGCCAGCCGAGUCAGCACCUUCGGCACCUCCCCCACCGACCACCGCGGACCAGUCUAACGUUGCCGUCCCCGAAUCCGCUCCUCAAAAGGCUUCGUCCAAGUCGGUUCCCAAGCCCCCGAACAGGCAAUACCCCCACUAUCCUUCCGUCGCCCAUCUGCUCAAGGUCAACAACGUUGACGCCGCUGUCGUUAAGGAUAUCACCCCAACCGGCCCCGGCGGCCGUCUGCUCAAGGGUGACGUUCUUGCCUACCUUGGUAAGAUUAACGCCCAGACUCCGUCCACCGUCUCCGAGAGGUUCGAGAAGCAGUCGCACCUCGACCUUAGCAACAUCAAGGUUGCCAAGAGCACCGAGGCCGUCAAGGCCACCACCGAGAAGGCUCAGUCCAAGAAGCUGGAUGCCCCUGCUCCUCCUCCCGUAGCCGUUGUUACCGCUCCCAUUUCUCUGUCCGCCGUCAUCGACGUUCAGAAUAAGGUUCACAAGACCAUCGGCGUCUUCCUCCCUCUUUCGACCUUCAUUGCCCGUGCCACCGAGAUCGCCAACCAGAAGCUCCCCCUUCCCGCAAACUACCAGCCUACUGCCGAUGAGCUCUUUAACCAGGUUCUCGGUCUUGACAAGGUCACCCGCAAGGAAUCUCGCGGCUCCUAUACUCCCACAUUCGGCUCCUUCCUGGCCCCUCAGCGGGCAGCGCGCAAGGCCGAUAUUAUCGAUAUCCUUGCCGCUCCCUCCAAGCGCGCCGCUCCUCAGAGCAAGUCCGCCACCCCCGGUCUGACCACCUCUGGACCCAACGUUUUCAGCCUGCAGGUUCCCAAGUCGGAAGAGAAGAGGGCUCAAGCCUUCCUUCGUAAGAUGAAGCUUGUUUUGGAGCAGGAGGCUGACAAGCUUGUGCGGGCAUAA
Molecule: messenger RNA, 1275 nt
Organism: Neurospora tetraspora
Lineage: Eukaryota; Fungi; Ascomycota; Sordariomycetes; Sordariales; Sordariaceae
Exons: 2
Coding region: 1-1275 (424 amino acids)
Biological process (GO): pyruvate decarboxylation to acetyl-CoA
Molecular function (GO): dihydrolipoyllysine-residue acetyltransferase activity
Source: RefSeq, a predicted model, not a curated record